AUUUCAUACUCAUUCUGUUGCACUCAAAAACCUGUUUUUGUGUAGGUACAAGAUCCGCUAUACUAGAGACAGGCUUUGGAUUGAUACUUGGCAGUUGGGAGAGGAAGAAGAAGAACAUGGAAUGGAAUGGUAAUCUUCGAGUGCCUAUUGUUUCUCGACCGGAUCAUUCUUUCAGCUUCCUCUACAACUACAAUUUCGAUCAAUUUCCAGGUUUAGAGAUGAACUCAAUGCAGGCACAACACGAAGUGCUCCCAACAAUGAACAAGAUGAACAAUUAUGGGUGCAGCCAAGAGAAGAAGAAAAGAUUGAGCAGUGAGCAGUUGGAGUCUUUGGAGAAUAGUUUUCAAGAGGAGAUUAAGCUGGACCCUGAGCGGAAAAUGAAGCUGGCCGUGGAACUCGGGCUGCAGCCACGGCAAAUUGCGGUCUGGUUCCAGAAUAGGAGGGCUCGGUGGAAGGCGCAGCAGCUUGAACUCUUGUACGAUGCGCUUAAGCAAGAUUUUGAUGAUGUAUCUAGGGAGAAGCAGAAGCUACUAGAAGAGGUUAUGACAUUGAGGGCAAUACUCAAGGAACAAGUAACAAAGAAGCAAGUCUGCAGAGGUUACAAUGCAGAAGUUUCGGGGGAAGAGAUGGUUGAAAGCACUUCGAUUCCUACCUCGUCCGAUAAGCCUAGAGGAUCAAGCAGUACUCAUCAGAACAUCCCAGAUCAGUCCAACUAUGUUCUAAACGUGGAUGACUAUACUCCGAUCAUGCCUUCAUAUUGGAAUGUUCUGCAGCCUUCUCGUCCUUGAAUUUACUGCUAUUUUCUAUCUGCUUAAUUUACUUUUAGAAGAGUACAAUAACUUGUCGCGACUGGAGGGUUAACUCUAGAAGUUUACGUCGAAAUAUUUAUCAUUAACUAGGUUUUGUAGAGAGACUUCGAGGGAUUUAUAACGAUCAAACUAGCUUCAUUAGAAGCAGCUUAUUGUUGUUGUUGUUGAUUAGAACUUAAUUUGAAGUCAAAUGUGAACGUCGAGUUGUUGAUCCGUGAGCUUGUUGAUAAUCUUAUGUGUUGAAUUUUGUGCUCA
This is a messenger RNA of Olea europaea var. sylvestris, 1064 nucleotides long. Its product is annotated as homeobox-leucine zipper protein ATHB-22-like. Gene Ontology annotation, biological process: positive regulation of DNA-templated transcription. Bases 117 to 788 code for a protein of 223 amino acids. Lineage: Eukaryota; Viridiplantae; Streptophyta; Magnoliopsida; Lamiales; Oleaceae. The transcript has 3 exons. Gene Ontology annotation, molecular function: DNA-binding transcription factor activity, RNA polymerase II-specific; sequence-specific DNA binding. Gene Ontology annotation, cellular component: nucleus. The record is from RefSeq and is a predicted model, not a curated record.